AUGGAGCUGCACCGCUUCGCGGAGCGGUGGCAGCUGGACGGGGACGCGCAGAACUUCUUGAGGUCGCUGGAGCCGCAGGUGCAGGAGGUAGUACUUCGGGACUUUGCGCCGCAUGAGGGCACCCACGACGUGGCCGGCAAGCUGCAUGCCUUUGUCAAAGGUAUCCGGCGUGGGGUGACACUGGAGGCCUUCAUCCAGAAGUGGAACCUGGACGCCUCGACGGCCGCCUGGAUCCGAGAGAUGCCGGAGGCCGUGUCCGAGGCUUUAGUCCGGGACUUUGAUCCCAAGGAGGACACCCAAAACCUGGUGGGUAAGCUGAAGGGCUUCGCGCGGUCGAUCCUUUCCCGGCACGCAGGUGGGGCCGGUGCUUCUGCGGCAGCUGCGGCAGCUAGCGCCCCGGCGUUCGCCGGCAAUAGGAGGAGGCUUCUGGACUUUGUGUCGCGCUGGGGCGUGGAAGAGAGCCUGGCCUACCUCCAGAGCCUCCCGACGCCAGUCCAGAGACGAAGGUGA
This is a messenger RNA of Effrenium voratum, 510 nucleotides long. The record is from the annotation of a GenBank genome assembly. NCBI's taxonomy places the organism in Eukaryota, Dinophyceae, Suessiales, Symbiodiniaceae.